Messenger RNA from Limulus polyphemus (Atlantic horseshoe crab), 688 nucleotides. RefSeq lists its product as uncharacterized. Lineage: Eukaryota; Metazoa; Arthropoda; Merostomata; Xiphosura; Limulidae. The transcript has a single exon. The annotation marks the transcript as partial. The record is from RefSeq and is a predicted model, not a curated record.
GGAUAGAAUAAUAGUUCCAAUAGCUCCAGAUAGAGAUAGUACAUCAGUUCCAUUAGUUCCAGAUAGAAAUGUAACAACAGUUCCAGUAGCUGUAGAUAGAGAUAGCACAUCAGUUCCAAUAGCUGUAGAUAGGGAUAGAAUAAUAGUUCCAAUAGCUCCAGAUAGAGAUAGUACAUCAGUUCCAUUAGUUCCAGAUAGAAAUGUAACAACAGUUCCAGUAGCUGUAGAUAGAGAUAGCACAUCAGUUCCAAUAGCUGUAGAUAGGGAUAGAAUAAUAGUUCCAAUAGCUCCAGAUAGAGAUAGUACAUCAGUUCCAGUAGUUCCAGAUAGAAAUGUAACAACAGUUCCAGUAGCUGUAGAUAGAGAUAGCACAUCAGUUCCAAUAGCUGUAGAUAGGGAUAGAAUAAUAGUUCCAAUAGCUCCAGAUAGAGAUAGUACAUCAGUUCCAUUAGUUCCAGAUAGAAAUGUAACAACAGUUCCAGUAGCUGUAGAUAGAGAUAAAACAAUAGUUCCAAUAGCUGUAGAUAAAGAUAAAACAACAGUUACAAUAGCCGUAGAUAGAGAUAAAACAACAGUUCCAAUAGCUGUAGAUAGAGAUAAAACAACAGUUCCAAUAGCUGUAGAUAAAGAUAGCACAUCAGUUCCACUGACAGUCAGUAAAACAGGGAACAUUAAGAAAAUUCUAUAG